AUGGAAGAGAAGAAGGACUCAUUGAGGGGUGUAGCCUUUGCUGCUGUCGUCUUCUCCACAGUAGCAGUGUCAGCAUGUCUUGUCACCUUCCCGCUGGCAGAGGCCCAGUGCUGCACUUGUCAACAAGGCCCACCUGGUCCAGAUGGGCCACCCGGAGCCGAUGGCAAAGAUGGAUCUCCCGGUGCUGGACCUGGCGAACCCGGACCUCCUGGACCUGACGCAGAACUACACGACCGUCUCCUCCCUGUACCACCACAAUGCCCAUGCAUGGCUGCUCCUGGAAUGGCAGGACCACCUGGACCACCGGGACAGGAUGGUUCACCUGGUGCACCUGGAAACAAUGGAAUCGAUGGAAUGCCAGGACAGCAAGGUCCUGCUGGACCGCCUGGACCACCUGGUCCUCCUGGCCAACCUGGACAACGUGGUCCGCCUGGAGAGCCUGGUAUCUUGGUACCCGGUGGACCAGCUCCUCAGGGACCUCCGGGACCUCCUGGACGACCAGGAGCUCCUGGACAACCUGGAAAAGCUGGAGCACCGGGGAGAGAUGGCGAGAAUGGAUCACCUGGACCUAUUGGAGAACCUGGUUAG
Strongylus vulgaris is the source of this 588-nucleotide messenger RNA. NCBI's taxonomy places the organism in Eukaryota, Metazoa, Nematoda, Chromadorea, Rhabditida, Strongylidae. The record is from the annotation of a GenBank genome assembly.